GGUCUAAAUAGCUUUAUGCAUAAAAACCUCAUUUUCAUUCGAUUUAUUAUCAUUUUAUUAGCCUGCUGCGACGUAAUAUUCGAAAGUGAUGUAAAUGCUGUGGAUAUCAUGCAAGAAAUGUGCCGAAAUGUCCUGAAGCAUCAUCAAGUCGAUCCGCGAGUUCGAGAUGCACUUACAAUGGGCAAAUUGACCCCACAAAGUUCUAGUCUUUGUCGAGAAGAAGUUCUGGCGAGGUGCGGCAUCGAUUUAUCAGCCUUUUUGGCAGAAAGAGAACGACUAGGAAAAUCUUAUAAACAAGUUCUGGAAGAGAUUAGGUCAUUCAACAGUUCCCUAUGCCUAAAAAUGAAUUUCGGGAUACCUCUGUCGCAACUGGGAACACCACAUCUUAUAAGAUAUCAUAUUUUAAUGCCUCACAGUGCCAUAAGGCAAGAACGCCGGACUCCUCCGCAUGCUGGAGGUCUUCACCCAGCAUUGAGAGAAAGAGGUAGAGCAAUUCCUUCUUCACAUAUUGUGCCUAAGAUUCAGGGUAGGCUGGACCACGACACUUCACCUAUAAAAAUAAGACCCACAAUGGGAGGAGCCGGACACGUUGUGGCAGCACCAAAAGGAAACUCUACUAUGGGAAUUAUUAUGCCUUUGUACACUGUGGGCAUAGUGCUCUUUUUCCUGUACACCAUGUCUAAGGUACUGAGAAAAAGUUCAGGUAGCGAGAUUAUUUCGAAUCCUUAUUCAAACGCAGAAGCUGAAAGGGAAUUUCAAAAGAUGGUCUUUAAUCCCGAGGUGUUUACUAAGGCAAUGAGUGGUGGCACGAAGUAUUUUCAAAAAGAACGUACCCCGUCACCAAUUAGGCCUGCUCCAACGAUAGAAGAGUUGAAUGAACAAGCAGCAGGAGAUAUAGAGAUAGAUCAGCUGCGGCGACGAUUGGUCGAGACGGAAGCAGCCAUGGAACGAAUUGUUGUUCGGAUGGGCAACUUAUCUCGUUCGGUUAUGCAUAUAUCAAGCCCGCAGCCCGAAUGCAAGGACGAAGAAUUAUGUGAUAAAAAAUAUGAGUUAGAAGACAUUGACGAUUCGCAUGGAGAAGUUAAAGUUGUGGGUAUGGAAAUGACGACAAGUUGCGAGGGUGGCCAAAAAUGUAGUCGACCUACGACUCCUACAUUCCCUGCUCAUAAUAGUCAUAUUGAACGAGAGGAAACGCCACCAGUGCCAAUUUAUUUGGAAGGUGCACUUCCUUCGCAGUGUGAACUUCUCGUGACAGAUUCGAAAACGCAGGAAGUGAAGGAAGAAGAGAGCGUGGAGGCACCAGUCAUUCUCUCAGGCAAAAUGACACUUUCCCUCAUCAGUCUCGACCAGAUUGCACCUGAAGACGAAGUUGUUACGAAAAUAACCAAGAGGAACGAUGGACCGGGAUCGGGUAAGGACGAAAGCAAACGUCUUUCUAAGAAAGAUAGCGAUACGCGAAUAAGUGUCAAAAAGGAAAGCGAGGACGAUGAUAAAAUUCAAGUUAAGAAAGUCGACGAGUACAAAGAUAAUGCAGCACCUGGUGGCAAAGAAGAAGAGGAGGAAGAAAAUGAAAAAGAUGAUAAUAGUGAAGGCGAAAUCGAUAAUAGAAAAGCGACAUUAUUCUUGCAUAAUUCAGGUAACAAAACCAAUUUAUUGAUAACACAAUAUAGUUCUCACGACAACGUGGAUGAGUAUAAAGAAGAGGAAGAUGCUUAUGAUGCAGAUGAAGACGAUGCAGAAGAAGUAGACAAAUUCAACGAAGCAUUGAAAGAGACAGAGGAGGUAGAAGAAAUGGUAAAAUAGGAAAUAGAUGAGGAAAAAGUAGUAGCGGUAGAUGACUAAAACGGAGAAGAGGAAGAAGGAGAAGAGCUGGAGGAAGAUGAGGACGAAGACAAAUGAGCCUAAAGCGAAGCAAAAUUUUUUAAUUAUAGACCAGCAGAAUUAAGAUAAGAAAGAGAAAUACUGUAAAUUACUGGAAAACUCAGUUCUAGUUUUUUUAUCUACCGAUUAAGCCUUUAACGACCAAUGUUGCAGCUGAGCAACAUUCACUAUUUUCGAUUUUCCUAAUUUUCAUGUAACGAGUUUAGAAUUUCACAAAAUCAAUGCGUCCAUUAGAACAAAGUGGACUAUUUCGCAUCUCAUAAGGUGUUCGCAAGUUAUCUUACAAUCAAUAGAAACUGAGCAAAUGAUAAAAAUGUAAAAAACUUUUUUUGCAAAAAUUGAUCAAAAAAUUACCAUACAUUCUUCCAGAAUUUUUUCAACAAUUUUUAUUUAAGGAGAUCAAGCCUUUGUCCUUAAAGGGUUAAUAAGGAAUGAAAAUAAACUAUACGAUUAUCAAUCGCCGUUUUUGAAAUUAGAAUUGUUUCAACAGGACUUCUUCUAUUGUAUAUUAUAAUUAUAUUUGUAUAUACUUAAUUUACUAUCGAGUUUAUCACAUGUAAUUAUAUAACAUCUUAGCAACGCAUUUCUUUAUUUUUUAUAAAUGCAAUCAUGACUUGAUAAGAGUAGCCAAAGGUUCACAGCUGCAUGUUCCUCAAAUUUGUAAUCAUUAUUGUAGCAUCUUUCUCGAAGGAAACAGUAUUUAAUUUUUUUUUGUUAUGUGGUAAUUUCAAAUGGUAUAUAAUAUACAUUGAGGUUCGUUUUAUAAUUAACACAUUAUGUUCAACAUUUCUUGCUCUACAUAAAUUCGAACAAGAAAUAUUUGUAGAUUUCUUAAAGGCAUGGAGUGAUAAAGAAUCAACUAAUGAUUUUCGUAUAAUUGGGACAGUCACCUAUGACAUUUAGGUACAUUUUUUUAACGAUUCCUGUGAAGGAAUAGCAAAGUAAUUCUGUAAACCAGAUCCACUUGUGUUCAUAUAUAACUAUUUCUAUGCGCUGGAAUCGAUUAUAACGCAAAAGUAUUUAGAAAAUUAAUCAAACGAACAACAGACUGAAACAACAUUUGUAGCAGGAAAUAAUACCUGCAUAAAAAAUUAAAAAUUGGUUAAAUUCCAAUAGUUGUUCCGUGGCUUAUAUUAUCACAGUUCCACAUUGAAUUUGUUUGAGAAUAGUAUGAACUAUAAAUCUUAAUUUGAUUAUUUUGCUAUAAAAACAUGAUUAAAGUAUGUCUGUAGCAGAAUUUGCUAGUCUUAGGUCAUUUACUAAGCCUGGAAAGUUGUUUUUAUUUAAAUAUUUCAAAAAAAAAUAAUGUUAUACAAAUGCACUGCUGUAUCGUGAAACCCCAUCGAAAAACAUAAGAUUUUCAUAUGUCAUUUAAAUCGUGAUAAAAAUUACAUCGACUGGUACACUAAAA
Molecule: messenger RNA, 3292 nt
Organism: Belonocnema kinseyi
Lineage: Eukaryota; Metazoa; Arthropoda; Insecta; Hymenoptera; Cynipidae
Gene: RIC-3
Exons: 7
Coding region: 16-1803 (595 amino acids)
Biological process (GO): protein localization to cell surface; synaptic transmission, cholinergic
Cellular component (GO): neuron projection; intracellular membrane-bounded organelle; neuronal cell body
Source: RefSeq, a predicted model, not a curated record